GAUGCCGCGUGUUCCCUGUUCCCAGUGAUUUCGGGUACUGCUGCCCGAAGAACCAAUCCCCAUUCCCAUCCCAUGCCAUGGGAUCCCAUCCCAUUCCCUGUUCCCACAGUGAUUUUGGGUACUACCGCCCGGAGAACCAAUCCGAGUGUGUGGAGCAGCCGGAGCUGAAGGGCCACGACCUGGAAUUCUGCCUGUACGGCCGCCGGGAGCUGCUCCGCACCAGCGGGUACCGGAAAAUCCCGGGGGACAAAUGUUCCGGAGGGGAGAGCCCGAGCCGGGAGGAGACGGACAUGAAGAAGAAAUGCACCAGUGACCUGCUCAGCCCCGGGCAGCUGCAGGGAUCCUCAGGCAGCUCCGUGCCCGUGGCCCUGGCUGUGGUGGCCGCGCUCGUGGUGGCAGCCGUGGCCGGGGCCAUGCUGGUCAAGAGAUACGUCUGUGGGGGCAGGUGAGGGCA
Messenger RNA from Corapipo altera (White-ruffed manakin), 454 nucleotides. Its product is annotated as sortilin-like. The annotation marks the transcript as partial. The record is from RefSeq and is a predicted model, not a curated record. The transcript is spliced from 3 exons. Gene Ontology annotation, cellular component: Golgi apparatus. NCBI's taxonomy places the organism in Eukaryota, Metazoa, Chordata, Aves, Passeriformes, Pipridae. Gene Ontology annotation, biological process: vesicle organization; Golgi to endosome transport; endocytosis.